AGCGCUCAAAUAAGCACCCAGAGUGUCACCCACUGACCCUUAUCCAACAGCAGGUUUUGGUUGUUCACUCGCUUUACGGAGAAAUUGCCAAGUUCCACGCGGCAACAGGAUACGGACGCAACUAUUUGUCCGCCCCUCCUUGCUUUCGGUUUGCUUUGCUCUCUUACGCACUACUGUCCUGAUACAGCGUUACCAUGGUUACAAAUAGCCGAUGUAAGACAUAGAACAUCCCAACUUCCUUGACAGUCCCAGUAUCCGCCCAGUGUCAACAGAGAGACCCGCUGGAGUCUUACCUGCAUCCAGGAGAGCGCACCAGACAGCAGCCGUCCAUGUGUUGCGCGCUACGGUCUACUAGAAAAAGAUUUGCAAGCUACCUACUUGAAGAUAAACAUCAUUAGACCAGAAGCUUUAGAUUUGAUUGUGUAUUUUCCGGUAAUUAUGCUGAAUAAAGGCACAUUUGUCAGCCCUUUUCCCAGACCGCGGUGUCUGGCGGCAGCGGCGCCGGCGGGGAAAGCGAAAUUAACUCACCCGGGAAAGGCGAUUCUGGCAGGUGGAAUUGCAGGUGGCAUAGAGAUCUGCAUCACCUUCCCCACAGAGUAUGUCAAGACCCAGUUGCAACUGGAUGAGAAGGCCAAUCCACCCAAAUACAGAGGAAUAGGUGACUGUGUGAAACAGACGGUACAGGGUCACGGUGUCAAGGGACUGUACAGAGGACUCAGCUCCCUGCUGUAUGGAUCCAUACCCAAAUCUGCAGUCAGGUUUGGGGUGUUUGAGUUCCUCAGCAACCGUGCAAAGGAUGAGUCCGGUCGACUGGACAGCACCAGAGGCCUGCUGUGUGGGCUUGGAGCCGGGGUGCUGGAGGCUGUUUUGGUGGUCUGUCCCAUGGAAACUGUCAAAGUUAAAUUCAUUCAUGACCAGACUUCAGCCAACCCCAAAUACAAGGGCUUCUUCCACGGAGUCAGAGAAAUCGUCAAGGCACAAGGAUUAAGAGGGACGUACCAGGGUCUUACCGCCACGGUCCUCAAACAAGGUUCCAACCAAGCUAUUCGAUUCUUUGUGAUGACCUCUCUCAAGAACUGGUACAAAGGUAAUAACCCCAAUAAAGCUAUGAAUCCCUUGGUGACUGGAGCCUUUGGAGCCAUAGCUGGAGCAGCCAGUGUCUUUGGAAACACCCCACUAGAUGUCAUCAAGACAAGGAUGCAGGGUCUGGAAGCACAUAAAUAUAAAAGCACAUUGGACUGUGCUUUAAAGAUCCUGAGACAUGAGGGCUUGGCAGCUUUCUAUAAAGGGACAGUUCCUCGGCUGGGCCGUGUGUGUCUGGAUGUGGCCAUAGUUUUCAUCAUCUAUGAGGAGGUGGUGAAGGUCCUGAAUACGGUCUGGAAGACGGACUGAGCUGCUGGACGUACAGAGAGGCUUCCUGCUUCCCAGGCAUCAGACACAGAUCCAAGUUUCGCAGACCUCUUCUGUAUCAUAAACCAGCUGCUUUCGGGAGAGACGGAGAGCUGAACUUAGAUCAGUGUCAUAUGCUAACGAGGAAGUUAAGGAGCUCAUAGAUGGGGGGCUGCAGAGAAGAAUUAAAGCCUGAAAAGAGGCUCAGUGUCGCCCACAUCUGGACAGCUGGAGUGUAGGCAGAGCUUUGCUGCUCAGCAAGACACCUGACAAGACCAAUGGUCAAUUUCACAAAGUGGGAUUAUAAAGUUAGCCAAAUAAUUGUCAAAAAAGAUGCUUGAUCCUAGAGAUACGUCAUCAAUUUCUAAAUGUGAAACAAAACCUGAAUAUUAUCUGGUUAAUUUUCAUUGUAAACCUGCUUUGUAAAAUACCCUCCUUCAGUGAAAAACGUUAUUUCUAGUCAUUCACAGAUGUUUUACUGAUGUUCACUGCAAAAAUGCAGGGGUCAUACUGGAUUUUUGGAAGUCUCUUCUUAUGCCUAAUAUGGUUUUAAAUCCAGAGGAGCCAGACCGCAGCUGGUUGCAGUUUACAGUCACAUAAACGUCAUUAACUUCCAUAACUAAGCCUUUAAUAGAAUGAUUUUACAUUUAUAAUAUGCCAAUUAUUUUUAUACAGUGCAGAUUCUAAUUUAGUUCACUACCAGCAUUAUAUUUUUUCUGUAAAGUACGAUAUAUUUUAUUCCUGUGCCAAAUGCCAAACCUGGGCACACAAAUGGGUCACAAGAUAAAUCUGAAGGGUUGUGAGAUAAUUAAUUAGAAAGGAACGAAGAAAAAUAUUCUUCUGCUAUAUACAUUUAUGUUAAUUUUUUCUGGAAAUCACAACGUGUAGACAUAAUAUGGAACCUGUGAUGAGUGGUCGCAAGUAGGCACUGCUUCAUUUACUGUAAAGGGGUCACACACCAAAAAGGUUGGUAAUGUCUUCAAAUCCAUUUCCAGUGCCGUUCUGUUUCGGUGCCAUGUUUCAUUCAGGGUUUGUUUUUACUUCUCACUCAUGUGCCUUUUGCUGUUGUGUUUGUUGGUAAAUGCUACUUGAGAAAUAUCUACUAUCAACCUAUUAAACUCUUCAAUCAUCUUACUGGCAAUUUGAGAUUUCUGUGGUCCAGGCAUAUUUUGUUUUAUAAUAACAAAUGAUUAUAAGAAGUGCUUGUCCUCCUUGUGUCGUCACUAGUGACAUGAAAAAAGUCAUAAUCUAUAUGUAUUACUGUAAUAAUUGUAUUUAAAUAUAGGUGGUUUAUAUUUCCCCAUUUCUGAAAUAAUGUUCAUCUUUUUUUUUGGCCAAACAAUGCUUAUGUUCCCUACUGCCAAAUAGCCAAGAGAAAAUGUUAUUGUUAUAGCAAAUCAAUGUAUUGCAGGGUUGUGUGUGUAGGCAAUGUGGUUCUUUAUGAUGAAGUUUGUGCAAUAAACACCGUCCCCCCCUUUUGUCUGUGCUUAAAGUCCUUUGUUGGGGGAUUUCAGAACUCAUUAAAACAAGCAUAUGAAAACUUGAA
This is a messenger RNA of Siniperca chuatsi (mandarin fish), 2935 nucleotides long. RefSeq names its product tricarboxylate transport protein B, mitochondrial. The coding region runs from base 439 to 1392 and encodes 317 amino acids. Lineage: Eukaryota; Metazoa; Chordata; Actinopteri; Centrarchiformes; Sinipercidae. The transcript is spliced from 9 exons. The record is from RefSeq and is a predicted model, not a curated record. Gene Ontology annotation, biological process: mitochondrial citrate transmembrane transport.